Paramuricea clavata is the source of this 357-nucleotide messenger RNA. The record is from the annotation of a GenBank genome assembly. Lineage: Eukaryota; Metazoa; Cnidaria; Anthozoa; Malacalcyonacea; Plexauridae.
AUGGCAGAUAAAACUGCUAAGUUUUGCAAAAUGAUGAACAGCUUUUUUGAUUGUGCCAAUAUCCGCUCCACCAAAGAAUCCUUACAAAAGCGCAACGAUUUUCUGGCUCCAUAUCGAAGCACAAAUGAUAAGCGAUUCCAAUGGCUGGACAAUACCUUCAUAAAGUACUUGGAGGAUUGGAAAGCAGCAAUUGAGUCGAGGGAAGGGGAAUAUACUGCUGUUUUGCGGGAUAUAGCACCAUCAUCAGUUGAAGGUAAUGUAGCAGGCAGGCAUUCUGGGAAACGACAGAAGUGGUUCAGCAUCAGUGAUGAACCUUUGCCAAAACGAAAAUCAAACGAAAAACAGUCAAAAGAAUAG